GCACGCAAGCCGGAUCCGGCCGGAUGGCGACGUGGAACCGAAAAGGGCGGCCUCCUCCGCAACGUGGCACCUCUCAUCCACGCAAAGGACACGUGCGCGCGCCUGGAAAGAGGAAAUCAACGCGGCGAUCUUUACUACUAGUAGUGUAGUCUGGUGGUGCAGAGAUUGUGCGAGGAGCAGAGCAGCGUGACCAUGGAGACCCAGCAGGAGCCGACCAAAGCGGGCGAGCCGGCCGGCGGCGGCGCCGGAGUUCUCGAGAAUGGACCUCCGGCGCCAUCAACAGCACAGCAAGGACCUGCAGCCCCUCCGGGUUCAGCAACUGACAGAGAUGCGGUGCUUGCCAAGGUGGAGAUGAAUCGGAAACUGUCCAUGGUUAAGGCGUGGGAGGAGAACCAGAAGAGCAAGGCCGACAACAGGGCCGAGCACAAGAUGUCGUCUAUCCUAUCAUGGGAGAAUACCAAGAAGGCCGCGGUCGAAGCCAAGCUCCGAACACGGGAGGAGAAGCUGGAGAAGAAGAAGGCGGAGUACGCGGAGCAGAUGCGGAACCGGGUCGCCAUGAUCCACAAGGAGGCGGAGGAGCAGCGGGCCCUCGUGGAGGCGAGGCGGCAGGAGGAGAUGAUCAAAUACCAGGAGACGGCGGCCAAGCACCGCUCCAAAGGGACCACGCCCGCCAAGAAGUUCCUCACCUGUUUCGGAUGAGCAGCCAGCCAGCCAGCCAGCCACUGAAACAUAAUCAUAGUGAAAGUUGUGAAGUAGCUCACCUAAAAGACGUGCUCUCUCUACUGCUCUUGCUCUCUUCUUUUGGAACAUCGAUCAUAAGCUUGGAUCGUGCACUGAUGUGUCAUAUCCGGGAGAUGCACUGCUAGUUCUUUUUUAGUGUGACUGCGUGAUGCACAUACAUAAUGUUGCGACGCUUGUUCUGUUUCGGUUUGUGGGAUGUCAUGUAAGGUGUGUAAGUAAACGGUACUCAGAUUUGAGAAAAUGUCAAGAAAUGUUUCCUAAGAA
Messenger RNA from Aegilops tauschii subsp. strangulata, 1005 nucleotides. RefSeq lists its product as uncharacterized. The record is from RefSeq and is a predicted model, not a curated record. Lineage: Eukaryota; Viridiplantae; Streptophyta; Magnoliopsida; Poales; Poaceae.